UCAUCACCACUACUCACUAAAUUCCCCUCACUUUCUUCCCUGCCAAACACCCCCCAACCUACCCAUAUCAAAUUAACAUGGCUUGCUCCACUUCUUCCUUGAGAACUUUCUCUUUGAUGAGUCCGAGCGACUCAUCUGCUAGAUCAUCCACUCCCACCACCAACUCACUCUUGCCUUUCAAGAUUGCGAACCCAUCAAAUCCAAAUCUCACCGCCAUUUUUUCAAGAACUGCUCAUUUUAACAAAUUUUCUUCUCCUAACAGACCCUUCUCGUGCAAGAAUCAAGCUGCUCCAUCGGAUGAUGACUCGAGACUCACAGCUAAAGUUCAAGAACUGUGUGUUUAUGAGAUCAAUGAAAGGGAUCGGGGAAGUCCAGCUUAUCUCCGUUUGAGCCAGAAGCAAGUUAAUUCACUUGGUGAUCUUGUUCCUUUUAGCAACAAGCUUUAUUCGGCUGACCUGCAACAAAGGAUAGGAAUAACAGCAGGACUAUGCAUUUUGAUCCAAAACAAACCGGGAAUGAAAGGUGACCGGUACGAAGCAACCUACAGCUUCUACUUUGGAGACUACGGUCACAUAGCUGUGCAGGGACCUUACUUGACUUAUGAGGACACGUACCUUGCUGUGACUGGUGGGUCAGGGAUUUUCGAAGGAGUGUAUGGUCAAGUUAAACUCCAACAAAUAAUUUUUCCUUUCAAGCUUUUUUACACCUUUUAUUUAAAGGGUAUUAAAGAUUUGCCCCAAGAGUUACUUAAAAAGCCAGUUGAGCCACACCCAGCUGUUGAGCCGCAUCCUGAUGCUAAGGCUUGUGAGCCUCAUGCUAUUGUUCCUAAUUUCACCGAUUAAUUAGUUUUUUGGAGUCAUUAGUCGGUGUUAAUUAUGGUUUAUGAAUUAUGAUUAUGUGCGUUGUUAAUGAUGUUUAAAGAGUAAAGACAAUGGGGUUUAUUAGAUCAUUUUUUAGUUUAAGCCAAUAAUGUGGUACUUUUGGAGUACAAUAAUGUGGAUUGCUGGCUGGCGGAUUUGAUAGUUUUGAUUCUUUGGGUUUUGGAAA
Mercurialis annua (annual mercury) is the source of this 1047-nucleotide messenger RNA. Its product is annotated as allene oxide cyclase, chloroplastic-like. Gene Ontology annotation, biological process: jasmonic acid biosynthetic process. The transcript has 3 exons. The record is from RefSeq and is a predicted model, not a curated record. Gene Ontology annotation, molecular function: allene-oxide cyclase activity. NCBI's taxonomy places the organism in Eukaryota, Viridiplantae, Streptophyta, Magnoliopsida, Malpighiales, Euphorbiaceae. Bases 78 to 842 code for a protein of 254 amino acids.